Molecule: messenger RNA, 836 nt
Organism: Cryphonectria parasitica EP155
Lineage: Eukaryota; Fungi; Ascomycota; Sordariomycetes; Diaporthales; Cryphonectriaceae
Exons: 1
Coding region: 108-836 (242 amino acids)
Molecular function (GO): protein binding
Source: RefSeq, a predicted model, not a curated record
AAGCAACGCAAUGAUACAAGUGUUGCACAUGCAGUUGCCAUCUGCGGAGUGGGCGGUGCUGGCAAAUCUCAGCUAGCGCUGAGGUACGCUGAGCUGAAAAGCUGGGGAUGCAGGUGAUGGAGAUUAGAAGGGUAAAAUUCGGGGCAGACCACCCUGAAACGAUGAGAAGCAUUGCUAGUCUGGCAUCAAUAUACAGGUGGCAGGGCCGGUGGGACGAGGCUGAAAGAUUGGGGGUGAAUGUAGUAGAAAUGAGAAAGUUGACGCUUGGGGCAGACCACCUGGAAACGCUGAGAAGCAUGGCCAGUGUGGCAUCAACAUACAGGAGACAGGGCCAGUGUGAUGAGGCUGAGAAAUUGGGGGUGCAGGUGAUGGAAACGAGGAGAAUGAAAUUUGGGGUAGACCACCCUGAAACAUUGAGAAGUAUUGCCAGUCUGGUAUCAACUUACAAGAGACAAGGCCGGUGGGACGAGGCUGAGAAGUUGGGGGUGAAUGUAAUGGGAAUAAGAAAGGUGAAACUUGGGGCAGACCACCCUGAGACCCUGUUGAGCAUGAGCAACCUAGCGGAGAUAUAUGAGAGCCAAGGCCGGUUGGAGGAGGCUGAGACGUUGAAGGCGCAGGAAAAGGAACUCUUAGUACGAAGGUCGGGGCGCAAGCAAUUGGAGGACUCGAAAUGUGAAUACCCUCUCUUUUGUAGUCAUCUGAAUUUCAACUGGUUUAUCAGACGACAGAUGAUCAGUCGCUCUUUACACUGUUCGUACCUGCUGCGUGCAUGGAAAUUGUUUGGGCCACGCCUAUGCAGACAAAGGCCAGGUUCAUUGGUUCAACAUGGGAUUUGA